GGAGUCCAAGUCUAGUUGGGCUUGCACUUUCGGUGGGCCUAGGGCAACACAGAGACUGCAGGAAGCGGCGUGUGAGGGUUGGUGGCUGUACGGUUCUCAGUCAUUGUAAAAUGGAGUGAUAGUGCACAAUACAAGUUGUUCCCCGGCCUUGCAGUCCGUUUCUUUGUGGGAUGUGCCUUGGUUAAUCGAGGACGGUGCGACUUGCUGGCAGCUCUCGAUCGAAAUGGACAGUUUGUCAGCAUUGUCAUACUAACGCCAUCGUCACCAAAGCCAGCGAUCGGGCUGAUAGCACAGAUGGUAUAUAAUCAUAUCUGUCGUUCUCAUUAUUCCAGUCUCCUGCCCAUUGAGUUCUAAAUGUCUGAGCCAACAUUCGAGAAACCACUGCAGCCCCCGUUUUCGGCCGAGAAACUCGCCACAGUCAAUGCCCACCUCCGCUCUCUAGACCCCCAACAGAUUCUUGCAUGGGCUCUCGAAUAUCUUCCGGGACUGCACCAGACCACCGCGUUCGGUCUCACUGGCCUUGUUGCAAUCGAUAUGCUCUCCAAGCUCGCACAACCCGAGUCGAGACCACCGCUUAUAUUUAUCGACACUUUGUAUCACUUUCCAGAGACGUACGAGUUGAUUGUUGAAGUGGAAGAGCGGUAUGGGGUGAAAGUGCAUACAGUGGAAGAUUUUGAGGAGAAGUGGGGAGAGAAGCUAUGGGAACAAAAUGAGGAUACCUAUGACUACGUCGUCAAGGUUGAAUCGGGACGACGUGCAUAUGAGCAACUCAAGGUCCAAUCUGUCAUAACAGGUCGAAGAGCAUCCCAGGGGGCACAGCGUGCUUCGCUGCAGCCCCUGGAGGUGGACAGUACGGGAUUGCUGAAGCUGAAUCCACUGUUUGCAUGGUCAUUCGCACAAGUAGAACAAUACAUCAAAGAGAACAACGUGCCAAGGAACAAAUUAAUAGAUCAGGGAUACAGAAGCGUCGGAGACUGGCAUAGUACAUCGAAGAGUGGUGAGGGUGAUGCCGGCGAGCGGGCGGGCCGAUGGGCAGGAAAGCAAGGUAAGACAGAAUGCGGGUUACAUAGAGACUACUUCGAAAUGAAAAGAAAAGCGGGGGAUCAUGGAAAGUCGUCAUCGUUCCUCACAGCAGCUCGAGGCCACGAAGCUAGAUGGGGAUUCGACUUGCAUGUAGAUCCAAAUUCCCAGACGGAAUCUGCAUAA
This is a messenger RNA of Pisolithus orientalis, 1206 nucleotides long. RefSeq names its product Phosphoadenosine phosphosulfate reductase family-domain-containing protein. The coding region runs from base 355 to 1206 and encodes 283 amino acids. Gene Ontology annotation, cellular component: cytoplasm. The record is from RefSeq and is a predicted model, not a curated record. The transcript is spliced from 4 exons. Gene Ontology annotation, molecular function: phosphoadenylyl-sulfate reductase (thioredoxin) activity. Lineage: Eukaryota; Fungi; Basidiomycota; Agaricomycetes; Boletales; Pisolithaceae.